This is a messenger RNA of Lentinula edodes (shiitake mushroom), 1065 nucleotides long. RefSeq lists its product as uncharacterized. The record is from RefSeq and is a predicted model, not a curated record. Gene Ontology annotation, cellular component: nucleus. Gene Ontology annotation, molecular function: RNA polymerase II transcription regulatory region sequence-specific DNA binding; DNA-binding transcription factor activity, RNA polymerase II-specific; zinc ion binding. Gene Ontology annotation, biological process: cellular response to starvation; regulation of DNA-templated transcription. Bases 1 to 1065 code for a protein of 354 amino acids. The transcript is spliced from 4 exons. NCBI's taxonomy places the organism in Eukaryota, Fungi, Basidiomycota, Agaricomycetes, Agaricales, Omphalotaceae.
AUGACAACCGAGCAAUCAAAGACGGCUUCACCUCCUACUUCCGAACAUCCUUUUCCUGCUACUGCUACUAACUCUGCUUCUGCUUCUAUUCCUCCUCAAUUUCCUCAUUUUGCUGGCGCAUAUCCUCCAACAUUGCCUCCGGGAUAUCCUCCAUUCUUCGCCUACCCUCCUCCCAACGAUGGACAACAAGGAGAAGGAAAUCCCGCACCGCUUCCUUAUCCUUUAUUGUAUCCUCCUCCUGGAAUGGUGUAUGCAUUUCCUCCUCCAACGGCUCCAGCUGCAACGCCUGCGUCGUCAGUUUCUAACUCGCGGCCUAAGCGAAGACAAGUCAAGAUGGCAUGUACCAAUUGUGCCGCCGCGUGCAAACGCUGCGACGAGGCUCGCCCAUGUGAACGAUGCAAAAAAUAUGGCAUUGCGGACAGUUGCGUAGAUGGCCAGCGCAAAGAGCGGAAGAAAGGUAUCAAAAGAGGGCCUUAUAAACGGAAGAAUAAAUCUUCGGAAGAUAAUUUUGAAUAUACAGCGCAAUCGCCUUCUGAAGGAGGUGAAUGGCCUCAAGGCUCUCCUCCGCCUCCGAAUACGGCAACGACAUCGGGUACCUUGCAUUCUGUCGCUCAAUUUCCUCCCGUACCCGAGGGCCUCUAUCCUAUUUACCUUCCACCAGGCUAUACUCUACCUGAACCUCAGCCUAAUGUAGAUGGGUCCGCUCCAUCUGGCCCAACUUUAGUACCUUUCUACAUCGGUAGUUUUGCGCCGUACGGAUUACCUCCGGGUGCAGUUUUCCAACUUCCGCCGCAAGGUACACACCCUCCUCCUCCGCCGGCUUCACAGUCAAUGACGGUGGAGGCUGGGACUGUAUCUACAGCCGCUAAGCGCUCAGCAGAACAGGUUAGCGACUCGACUACGGCUUCAGUUCCGACUGCAACAACCAUUUCCGAAGAUGCAGGUGACGAGAAUGUUCAUGAUCAUACUAAGGCCGGCAACAACAACAACAACAGCAACAAUGAAGCAUUUUGCGAGGGUGAUGCUACCAUCAUGGACCUUGAUAGGUCCUCAAUUGGUGACUAA